Messenger RNA from Lodderomyces elongisporus, 2637 nucleotides. RefSeq names its product metallo-aminopeptidase (gene APE2). Gene Ontology annotation, biological process: peptide catabolic process; proteolysis. Gene Ontology annotation, molecular function: zinc ion binding; peptide binding; metalloaminopeptidase activity. Lineage: Eukaryota; Fungi; Ascomycota; Pichiomycetes; Serinales; Debaryomycetaceae. The record is from RefSeq and is a predicted model, not a curated record. The coding region runs from base 1 to 2637 and encodes 878 amino acids. Gene Ontology annotation, cellular component: cytoplasm. The transcript has a single exon.
AUGUGCUCACAUUUAAGAUUAGCUGAAGGCAGCGGCGCCUCCUCACAAGUUGCUCCGCUGGAUAGAGAGGUUUUACCAACAAAUGUUAAACCAUUACACUAUGAUAUCACUUUGGAACCAAACUUUGAAACUUUUAAAUUUGAUGGCCAUGAGACAAUUGAGUUUCAUGUGAAUGAGAGAACCGAUUAUAUCACUUUAAACUCAUUGGAGAUUGAGAUCCAAGAGGCAAAACUCGACGACGUUUCAAUAACAGAUAUUUCAUUCAACACUGAGAAACAAACUGUGACUUUUAAACUACCAGACCAUUUGAGAGAGGGUACAAAGGCUGAAUUGCAUUUGAAAUUCACUGGUGAAUUAAACGACAAGAUGGCAGGUUUCUACAGAUCAUCAUACCAAGAAGAUGGAAAGACUAAAUACUUGGCCACGACUCAAAUGGAGCCAACCGAUUGUCGUCGAGCAUUUCCUUCAUACGAUGAACCAUCCGCAAAGGCUAAAUUUACAAUCAGGUUGAUUGCCGACAAAAGCUUAGUUUGUUUAUCUAACAUGGAUGAGAAACUGACAGAUUUGUUGGAUGGAAACAAAAAGAGAGUUACCUUCAACACUACCCCGGUUAUGUCUACCUACUUGGUUGCAUUCAUUGUAGGAGACUUGAAGUAUGUGGAAAACAACAGCUACAGAGUUCCAAUCAAAGUGUACGCUACACCAGGUUCUGAACAUCUUGGCCAAUACUCCGCUGACAUUGCCGCAAAAACGUUGGCAUUCUUUGACAAGAAAUUCGACAUUCCAUACCCAUUGCCCAAAUGUGAUAUGGUUGCAAUCCACGAUUUCUCGGCUGGUGCAAUGGAAAAUUUUGGUUUAAUCACAUACAGAACUGUGGACUUGUUACUCGACCCUGAAAAUACCAAUGUCAAUACCAAACAAAGAGUCACCGAAGUUGUUAUGCACGAGUUAGCGCAUCAAUGGUUUGGUAACUUGGUGACCAUGGACUUUUGGGAUGGUUUGUGGUUGAACGAGGGUUUUGCUACUUGGAUGUCUUGGUAUGCAUGCGAUUCUUUGUAUCCAGAUUGGAAAGUUUGGGAAUCGUAUGUUUCUGACUCUUUGCAACAUGCUUUGACAUUGGAUGCAUUGAGAGUCUCUCAUCCAAUUGAAGUUCCAGUGAAGAAAGCUGAUGAGAUUAACCAAAUUUUUGACGCAAUUUCAUAUUCCAAGGGUUCAUCAUUGUUGAAGAUGAUCUCAAGGUGGUUAGGUGAAGAUGUUUUUAUAAAGGGUGUUUCAAACUACUUGAAGAAACACAAAUGGGGUAACACCAGAACAUCUGAUUUGUGGGAGGCAUUGAGUGAAGUUUCUGGUAAAGAUGUGGUUAAAGUGAUGGACAUCUGGACUAAAAACAUUGGUUUCCCAAUUAUCAAAGUUGAAGAAUCUGGUAACGGAGAAAUUAAAGUAUCCCAAAACAGAUUCUUGGCUACAGGGGAUGUCAAGCCCGAAGAAGACAAGGUUUUGUAUCCAGUAUUUUUGGGAUUGAAGACAUCGGAAGGUAUCGACGAGUCCUUGGUAAUGGAUGGAAGAACCAAAACCAUCAAGUUGCCAACUCAGGAUGAUUUUUUCAAGAUCAAUGGGGAUCAAGCAGGUAUCUACCGUACUGCAUACGAGUCGUCAAGAUGGACUAAGUUGGGUAAAGCAGGAGUUGAUGGUAAACUCUCAGUUGAAGAUAGAGUUGGAUUAGUUGCAGAUGCCGGAUCAUUGGCUUCCUCGGGAUUCAUUGAAACAUCCAGCUUGUUGGAUUUGGUCAAGUCAUGGUCCAAAGAAUCAAACUAUGUUGUUUGGGAUGAGAUCUUGACUAGAAUUGGCUCCAUAAAAGCAGCAUUAAUGUUUGAAGACGAAGCAACAAAUGAGGCAUUGAAAGCAUUUACGCGUGACUUGAUUGGAGGGAAGUUGAGCGAGAUUGGCUGGGAAUUUAAAGAGUCUGAUUCGUUUGCUGAUCAACAAUUGAAAUCAUCACUUUUUGCAUCAGCCGCCAACGCUGAUGAUCAAGAAGCCGUUGAUUACUGUAAACAAGCAUUCCAAAAGUAUGUUGUUGAAGGAGACAAAAAAGCCAUCCAUCCAAACUUGAGGGCUACAAUCUUCAACAUUAAUGCUAAGCAUGGUGACGAAACAACAUUUGAGCAGCUCUUUAAGAUCUACAGGAACCCUCAAUCAGUCGAGGAGAAAAUUGCCGCAUUACGUUCACUUGGUAGGUUUACUAAACCAGCAAUUAUGGACAAAGUUGCUGGUCUUUUGUUGCAAACUGAUAUAGUUAAGCAACAAGAUAUUUAUAUUCCCAUGCAAGGUCUUAGAGCGCACAAAGAAGGUGUUGAAAAAUUGUGGGAAUGGUUAACAGUUAAUUGGGACAAGGUGUAUGAGUUAUUACCUCCAGGUUUAUCGAUGCUCGGAUCAGUUGUGACUUUGGCCACUUCGGGUUUCACCAAGGAAUCUCAAAAGAAGAAAGUUGAAGAAUACUUUAGCAAAAAAGACACAAAGGGGUACAAUCAAGGAUUGGCACAAUCCUUGGACAUCAUUACUGCUAAAGGAAAAUGGGCCGAGCGUGACUCAAGGUUGAUUUUUGACUGGCUCUCAGCCAACGGAUACUCAAGUAAAUAA